This is a messenger RNA of Paraphaeosphaeria sporulosa, 1876 nucleotides long. RefSeq lists its product as uncharacterized. Lineage: Eukaryota; Fungi; Ascomycota; Dothideomycetes; Pleosporales; Didymosphaeriaceae. The record is from RefSeq and is a predicted model, not a curated record. Gene Ontology annotation, molecular function: transcription cis-regulatory region binding; DNA-binding transcription factor activity, RNA polymerase II-specific; zinc ion binding. The transcript is spliced from 2 exons. Gene Ontology annotation, biological process: regulation of DNA-templated transcription. The coding region runs from base 271 to 1635 and encodes 454 amino acids. Gene Ontology annotation, cellular component: nucleus.
ACUCUUGACGAAUCCAAUCUGCAGGCAGUCUUACUGUGCUUUAACAUCGCCAGGAGUGGGUACUUAUCUCCUCCAUGGGGCAAUACCUAUCUUUCUUGAAUGCGUUUAUAUAAUCUUGCCUUGCUGCACUGUCCCUUGGACUCAUCCGAGAACUAUCUCCUGCGGCCCACGUGCUGGAUUUGCUGUUACCAGCAGUCACUAAUUGGCAUUUACUCUUAGCGCAACGUUGUUCUAGUAUAUUAGCCCGCCUAGUCGGACCUCAACAAUACCAUGAUACCAAGGUCGAAUACUGCGGCGGCAGCACCACCUCAGCGACAAUCAUGCGACCGUUGUCACAGACAGAAGCUGCGAUGUAUACGGAACAAGGAUAACAGCAAUGUUUGCGAUCGAUGUCUUUCAAAAGGCGCCCAGUGUGUAUUCAGCUCUUCUCUGCCCAAGGGACGUCCAAGUUCAAACGCAAGAUCGGUCCGUCGCCUCACCAUGGAGACGAGAACGAACGGUCUUCCUGAGACUAGUGCGCCUGAAGUUGCACAGCAGAUUCUGACAACCGAUCCAUCUUCUUCCGAGAGAACGGCACCGAAGAUCCUCCCCCAACCAAUGCAAAAUCAGAUAGACUACUCCCUGUCUACCUGGCCGUGGAUAGGUGCCACAGCCUGGGAAGAGGCGCAAUCUGAUAUGACAUGGGAUGGACUGGAAUUCAGCGUCUCCGACGUCGACGAUCUCCUGGCGAGCGCGAACGCUUGGGGAAGUGAUACUAGUGGGGCGGAGGACUUGACCUCUUUCUCACCACUUAGAUCGCCAUCCGUGCCGAGCCCACCGAAUUUUCACGACCAUAACAUUGGAAAGACAAGGCCCGGAAACUACGAGAGACCGCAUGUUGGGAGUGGCAACGGUAUGCAAAAGAGCAUGGCUGCAAACUCCACAAGCAAUUUUCCGGACAAGAGCCCGAGUAUAGUAAUAGGUCAACUCUCUCAACUCAGCGUACAAUUGUCGAAUUUGCGCGCCUCGAGCCAUAUUCUAGCGCAGGCCGCAGACUUUUCAUUUGGUAGAGGGCCUAACGAAGGACAAUCUUCGCUCAUCGACUCCGCCGCUUUCGAAUCGGUUGUCGCUUGGCUGCCGCCCGAAGAGAGCGCCGGUACAUUAGAUCCGCAACGCUCCAACGUCUCCGCUGAUGGUCCUAACCUUCAGUCAAGCAUCACACCGCAGAUAGGUACUCCAAAUGGCCCUGGUCUUCUACGAGAUGUAUUUUCGGCCUCACAUCGCUUGAUGCAGAUUACACAAAAUCUAAAAGCAGACGAUAUCACACGGCAUCUUGUAAUGGCAUGCGAGGCCUUACUGCUAGAGAUCUAUGCCGCAAUUUUGACGGCUCUCCAGCACGAGGCAUACCCAGGCGAUACAGCCAGUGCAACGGCACUCGGCAAUGUUCGGCUUGUGCUUGUGGUCCAGCUCUGUGCUUAUCUGGUCGAACGACAACACCAGGCUGUAUGGCAAUGUCUCAAUCCAACCAACAUUCAAAACCAUAACCUCCCCAGUCCCAUCCAACCGGGAAAUGUCGAGACGGAUUGCCUCAAGGACUUGAAGGCUCAGGUGCAGCAGAAACUUGCGCGAUUGCGGCAGAUGCUGCGAUGCAGCUGAAACAAUGCCGCGAUCGUCCGUCGUCAGUGCUGUAGAAGGCAUACAGUCUAGAAUGUGUUAUCUUCUUCAUUAGAGUCAUUUAGAAAAGAAUUCUUUUGAUGCGCCGACCUAGAGCCGAAUCACCCUGCAUUUGCUAGUUCGGCGAACCGCGGCCAUGCACCUACUACGUAAGAAUACCGCCAUUCGGCUCACGUUGCAGUCGAGCGCAUGAACGGAAUCUGACACGGCAGUGUACUUGCGU